Pantherophis guttatus is the source of this 5362-nucleotide messenger RNA. RefSeq names its product translocase of inner mitochondrial membrane domain containing 1 (gene TIMMDC1). Gene Ontology annotation, cellular component: mitochondrion. The record is from RefSeq and is a predicted model, not a curated record. Gene Ontology annotation, biological process: mitochondrial respiratory chain complex I assembly. NCBI's taxonomy places the organism in Eukaryota, Metazoa, Chordata, Lepidosauria, Squamata, Colubridae.
ACUUCCCGGGCAAGUGCCGGCAAAUAUGGAGCGGCCGGGGGAGAGGACGGAAUGGCCGCUGACAGGGUUGGGUGAAGAAAACGCCGCUCCGGUCCCUGAACUGUUCGGAUCGCUGGAGGGCUCGCCACCUUCGCUGCAGUCCCCGGACGCGGGCUGGGAACGACUUCGAGAGCUCUUUCGGCGAAAUGAACAACAGGAAUACCCAGAAGAAUCUAUCUAUAUCGUUAAAGCAACAUUUACAGCCGGUAUUGUUGGCUUUGUCUAUGGAGGUGUACCUGGAUAUGUAAAUGCCAAAAAACAGUACAUUGAGCAAUGUGGAGGACAACUCUAUCAUAAUCGGCUGGAUGCUGUGCAAUCUAUGCAACGUAUAGCAAACAGGGGAUUCAUUCGAUAUGGUUGGCGGUGGAGCUGGAGAGUUGCUGCUUUUGUGGCAAUAUUCAACACAGUGAAUACUGGCUUGUCUGUAUAUCGUGAUAAAAGUACCCUUGGUCACUAUACCAUUGCUGGAGCUUGUACCGGCAGCUUGUUCAGAAUGAACUUGGGCUUGAGAGGUCUGAUUGGAGGCAGUGUUAUUGGAGGAGUCUUGGGUGGCUCUCUGGGAACAUUACUAAUGGGACUGCAAAAAGUUGCUGGAGAAACUUUUAUUGACAGAAAGAAAAGGAAGAAAAGUGAGCUACAUGCAUUAAAGAUUGAAAAGUGGGAAGCCAGUCUUGAGAUCCCUGAAGAUAUUUCAGAAGGAACAGAUAAUAUCCUACAGGAAAAAGAUGGCAGAUAAUCUCGGAAAUUCAAGUUUAAAAAUGGACUAGAAGCCCUUUGUUGGACGGAGAGUAGUUUAAAUACCUCUUGGACACAUAAUUAAAUAUGUGCAGGUGACAACAGAACAACUUUUUGUGGUGAAAACAGUAACUUUAAUUUCUUUAAAAAAAACAUAAAGGUGUAUAAAAAUAAUUCCUGGGAAUAUUCAUAUAAAACACAAAUUCUUAGAAGUACUAUUACUGCUCCCUUAACUAUAAACAAAAUCAGUAAAUAUAUUUGAAAAACUGUGACUUUUGUUCAGUUUAGAGCCCAUAGUGUAAAAGAAGUUUGAAACACUUAUGUCUCAAUAUGUACCUUAUAUCAAAUCCUUAUAGUAAGCCAGUACCUCACAUUCCCAACACUUCUUUCUAGACAGAGUUGUCUCAAACUCCUUUAUUGCUUAGUGUCACUCCCCUGCAACCAGUGAUAAUGAGCUGAGUUUAUUCUAUUCCUGCAAUUAUUACUUAGGAAAUAAUUAUCUCAUUUGAAUGAAUGUUAGGAAAAGAAAAUAUUUCUAUGUUCGAGCAAUCUCAUCCAGCUCUGUUUUGACUUUCCCAUUCAAGCAAACAACCAUGAGAUGAAGAUGAAUAAAAAAACAUUUCUCUCAAAUAUGUAAACUGGUACUGGCAUCUAAUUAGUGCAUCAACUGAUUUUUUUUGGUCAUAAAUAUGGCAAGGAAGGAAACUACAUACCACAGUGAGUGAUUAUGUGAAUUAGUUCAUGAAGAAUUAUGGUUGUUAAGUUUGUUAUUCUUCGAGCCUAUUUCAGCUGACCCAGUCAUAUUUUAUUUGCAAGAUAAUGAUUUCAAACAUGUUUUCAGAAAUAAUGCAUAAAACAUUUAAAACUGUUCUAUUAUAUAGGUUGCAAUAUAAAAGUCAGCCAUUUUAUACAUUACACCGAGGAACAGAACUAAAUCACUUUAUAUUUCCUAUAUAAUUUAUAAGGUGUGUUUGAAGAUUUUUGUCUCAACACAGGUUUUAGUCAAGUGCCAUUUCAUAUCCAGUAUUUAAGAAGCUUAAUGUGAAAAUGGGAGAAAAGGUGCUAGAAAAUAUUUGGGGCAGCAUAAAAAUGCAUUCUUAGAAGAAGGUUGCAGGAAAAUCUAGGUAAUUCAGAUGAAAUGACUGAUGGAAAAGGUUGUAUUGUAUUACAUCAUUGAAAGAAGAAAUAUUAUCUACAUUAAAAUUCAUCUGCAAAGCACUUGUUAAUAAAGGGAAGAACAUUUCUUCUUCCAGUGCUGUAAUAUAAUACAACCUUUUCCAUCAGUCAUUUCAUCUGAAUUAUCUAGAUUUUCCUGGAACCUUCUUCUAAGAAUGCAUUUACUUUUUUGAAUAACUUUUUUGAAAUCAGGAAAAUUGUGGAUUUCAAAAAAGGUAGCAGUAAAUAGUCAUGAGCAUGUUGUCUCCGUUUCGUAAUAUAUGGAUGACCCCCAUUCAGUAAAGAAAAUAUCUAUAAGCGUGUGUAUACAUAUAUUAAUCACAUAAUAUAUAUACAUUAUACAUUAUAUAUAAUGUGUGUCAAUCACACGCACACACACUAAAUAUAGUGUGAUUGACACAUUACACAUAUGUAAUAUGUGUACACAUGCUUAUAAAUAGAUACUUUUCUAUAAAUAUUUAAUUGUCUCAUUUUCAUAGUGAAGUAAACUUGAUGAAAGUCUUGGCAUUAGUCCAGCAGUCCCCAAACUUUCUGGCUCAGUUAAUCGGGGGAGGGGGGUGGUUCGUGCGCACACUGCUUGCACAAAUGCAGCUUUGUGCCCUCACCCACCGCUUGGAAAGCCCAGUUGUCAAGGUGCUGGGCCACGGACCGGGGAUUGGGGACCCCUGAAUUAUUUUGUACUUUACAGAUUUAUAAUUGUAUAAAUGGGAGAAAUAUUUUCACUAUAAUUGAGGGUUUGAAACAAUUGCUUCUCAGAAAGUUCCAAAAUGACUUAUGAACUGCCUAAAAUUUAAUGAAGAGGCAUUGAUAAGAAUUUUUUAUCAGAAUCACUGUCUCCUGGUUGAAUUCUCAAAAUUGUUGAUUGAAUAAAACUAUUCAUAAAGGGAAAUAUAAAAGCUUAAUGGAAAGAAAAUUAUGGAAUACAGUUGACUGUUCAAAAGCAAAACCUUUGAAAAAGUAUCUACAGUGAGAUGUGAAAUCAAGAACCAUUUUCAAAUGAAACUGGAAUGUGGUAUUUGUUACAACUCACCUGAAUUAAAGUGUAAUAAUUAGUGAGUGUCUUGAAUAAUUUAUGUUCACAUUUUUACUUUUUAGCAUAUCCUGCUCUCAACUUAAUAUUCUUUCCCUUCCUGCUUAUUUAAAUGAUUUUUAUGACCACCCAUCUCACGACGACUGGGUAGCAUACAGGGAUUAAAAAAAGCAACUACUACUGAUAACCUAUGACACCUAAGAUAAAUAAAGAAAAUAAUAAGGUGUAAAGAAAAUAAUCUUACACUUAAAACCAAAAAAACUAAAGAACUUAUAAUUGACUUCAGGAGGAAGAGAGAUGUACAUUUACCAUUUUACAUAAAUGGUGAGGAGGUGGAGAGGGUUGGUAGUUUUAAAUUUCUGGGCAUUUAUAUCUCGAAGGACCUCUCAUGGACUAUGAAUGUUAACAUGCUUGUGAAGAAAGCACAGAAGAGGCUGUACUUCCUGAGAAAUGCUCAGGAAGAUAAAUCUAUUCAGCAUCUAUUUCUGUCCUACUAUCGCAGCACCAUUGAGAGUGUCCUGACAUACGGCACUCUUGCAUGGUAUGGGAGCAUCUCUCUAGCAGAAAAAAAAGCUCUACAGAGAAUCAUUAAAACUGCCCAGAAUAUCAUCGGGCUCCAGCUACCAGCCCUGGAUGACAUCUUCAAAUCUUGCUGUUUAAGGAAGUUGCAUAACAUUCUCAGAGACUCUUCCCAUCCUGCUUACAAUCUUUUUGGACUGUUGCCUUCUGGCAGAAGAUACAGAACAAUUAAAACUCGGACCACACGUUUUUUGAAUAGUUUUUAUCCCAGAGCUAUAAUUGCACUGAACAAUGAACUAAAGGGCCACCAUCAGUGAGCUGUUGGACAGCAUUACUUGGUCUGUUGUGUGGAUGUUUGGGUGGUUUAGGGGUGGGGAAUUGUGGUAGGUGAGAGUGUGUUUGAGGAUUAUUAUUGUGUUGGACCUGGUCUUUGGGUGUUAAGUGAAUUUCGUUGUAUGGGUAUACUGUGUAUACAUGUACAAUGAUAAUGAUAAUAAUAAUAAUAAUAAUCAUAAUCAUAAUAAUAAUAAUAAAAAAUCACAAAGUACCGGGACUUACAAAUUGAAGUUGAGCGACUGUGGAAAAAGAAAUCGUGUGUUGUCCCGAUUGUAAUUGGAGCCCUCGGAGCAAUACCCAAAGGGUUACCCCGCUAUUUAGAAAUUCUAAAUUUGCCGGACUUGAACAUUUUGACUCUACAAAAAACCACCUUACUCGGAACAGCUUACAUCCUCCGACGAUAGCUUAACAGUUCCUAGGUCCUUGGUUAGGACUCGAGCUGCUGAGCUAUUAACCAGCCUCAAAGGCUGUGAAUCUCACUAAAGAUUAACCAAUAAAUAAUAAUAAUAAUAAUAAUAAUAAUAAUAAUAAUAAUAAUAAUAAUAAUAAUAAUAAUAUAAUAAUAAUAAUAAUAAUAAUAAUAAUAAUAAUAAUAAUAUACAUUUCACUCCCAACAAAUUCAAGCCUAUUUAUCCAGCCUACAAUAGUCCUUACAUCAAUGCUGCAAAAAUUCCUAUAACUAUUCCUUACCCAGAAGAUAACAAAUUACCAUAUUAGGACAUUAGUUGGCAUUCUGCAAAAAAAAAAAAAAAGUUGAGGGCAAAGAAAUAACAGUUCACUCCCUUUAUUAGGUAUUAAUAAAGGUUGUUACUUGUGUUCAUUUGAGUUUAUUCUUCAUUUUUCUCCAGUGUUAUUCUGGAGUUCUUCUGAAAACCAGGUGGCUCUUUGUGAUCCAUGUCUAUAGAUAACCCAAUCCCUACCAUUUAAAACAGGUUAGUAUUUUCUAAUUUUGUUGCAUAUCAAGGUAUACCAGACACUAUUUUAGUUCAUUAAAAUCCUGUCGCAUAAGCCUGAGGCACACAUUUAAAGCAGCAGUAAAUUGAUUAUUCAGAUGACGAAUAAGCUGUGGCUACAGCAAUACCUAGUAAUACAGCUUUAAAAGAACUUUUAGAAGGUUUUAUUUUUUUUAAAAAUGGACACAAUUAUAAAAAAACUUUAAAAAAUACAGAAUGUACACUGACAUAUACAUGCAGUAAAUAAGAGUACAUAAGCAUUUCAUUGCAAUUAUACGUGUAAUCUCUGCUAGUAGAUGAUGUAUUAUAAAUUACUAAUGUCAUUUCUGCAGCCCAUUACAUAGUUGGGGCCAUAUAUUUAUUUGUGUAAUGUUGGAAAAAUAGUCAAAAUUGUCAGCAUGGCAAUGUCUAGUUUCUUUGUCUAAUGUCAAUUUCGAUAAAGACUACAGUUGAAAAGAACUUGUCUCAAAAUUGAAUAUGUUAAUUACUGUUUCUAAAAUGACUUGUUAUAAGACACUGUAUAAACAUUUAAAUAAAACAAUCUUCACCAUGAUGAAAUUUCAAAGAAAUUCAA